Messenger RNA from Funneliformis geosporum, 230 nucleotides. The record is from the annotation of a GenBank genome assembly. NCBI's taxonomy places the organism in Eukaryota, Fungi, Glomeromycota, Glomeromycetes, Glomerales, Glomeraceae.
AAAUUCCAUUCAUAGAUAUUGAGAAUAAAGGAUCAACAAAAAGGAUAAAUAGAAUGUUCCGCUAUAUAUUGCGUCUUUAUGGUCGCCUUAUUAAUUAUCAAAAGGUAUUGGUAACUCUUAUAGAUAUUCAAGUUUUCUUUGACAUUCUUGUAUCAGACGGAAAGACUCCAGAUGAAUGUGAAGAAAAGGUGAACAAAUUUUUCUCUGGUAUUGUGAAAUCAUUAAAAUAG